AUGGAUAAAUCAAGUAUUGCUAACAAAAUUGAAGCAUAUUUAGGUGCAAAAUCCGAUGAUUCUAAAAUAGACCAAUCGUUGAAAGCUGAUCCUAGUGAAGUGCAGUACUAUGGAAGUGGAGGUGAUGGAUAUUACUUAAGAAAAAAUAUUUGCAAAAUUACCGUGAAUCAUUCAGAUUCUGGAACAAAUGAUCCUUGUGAUAGAAUACCACCUCCUUAUGGCGAUAAUGACCAAUGGAAAUGUGCCAUAAUUUUAUCUAAAGUAAGUGAAAAACCUGAAAAUGUAUUUGUUCCUCCGAGAAGACAACGUAUGUGCAUUAACAAUUUAGAAAAAUUAAAUGUUGAUAAAAUUAGGGAUAAACAUGCAUUUUUGGCAGAUGUAUUACUUACGGCCAGAAAUGAAGGAGAAAGAAUAGUGCAGAAUCAUCCAGAUACAAAUAGUUCCAAUGUUUGUAAUGCAUUAGAAAGAAGUUUUGCUGACAUUGCAGAUAUUAUUAGAGGUACAGAUCUAUGGAAAGGUACUAAUAGUAAUUUAGAACAAAAUUUAAAACAAAUGUUUGCAAAAAUACGAGAAAACGACAAGGUACUUCAAGAUAAAUACCCAAAGGACCAAAAUUAUAGAAAAUUACGAGAAGAUUGGUGGAAUGCUAAUAGACAAAAGGUGUGGGAAGUUAUUACUUGUGGUGCGCGAAGUAACGAUUUACUCAUAAAACGUGGAUGGAGAACAUCUGGAAAAUCUAAUGGAGACAAUAAACUUGAAUUGUGUCGCAAAUGUGGCCAUUAUGAAGAAAAGGUUCCUACCAAAUUAGAUUAUGUCCCUCAAUUCUUAAGGUGGUUAACAGAAUGGAUAGAGGAUUUUUAUAGAGAGAAGCAAAAUCUGAUCGAUGACAUGGAGAGACACCGUGAAGAGUGUACAUCAGAGGAUCAUAAAUCUAAAGAAGGUACAUCAUAUUGUAGUACCUGUAAAGACAAAUGUAAGAAAUAUUGUGAAUGUGUGAAGAAAUGGAAAUCCGAAUGGGAAAAUCAAAAAAAUAAAUAUACAGAAUUAUAUCAACAAAACAAAAACGAAACUUCGCAAAAAAAUACAUCAAGAUAUGAUGAUUAUGUUAAAGAUUUUUUUAAAAAACUUGAAGCUAAUUAUUCGUCUCUUGAAAAUUAUAUAAAGGGUGAUCCUUAUUUCGCAGAAUAUGCAACCAAAUUAUCAUUUAUUUUAAAUUCAUCAGAUGCUAAUAAUCCGUCUGAAAAAAUACAAAAAAAUAAUGAUGAAGUAUGUAACUGUAAUGAAUCAGGAAUUGCAUCUGUUGAACAGGAACAAAUAUCGGAUCCGUCGUCGAAUAAAACAUGUAUCACACAUAGCUCCAUAAAAGCUAAUAAGAAAAAAGUAUGUAAACAUGUAAAGUUGGGUGUUCGUGAAAAUGAUAAAGAUUUGAGAGUAUGCGUAAUUGAGCACACUUCCUUAAGUGGUGUUGAAAAUUGUUGUUGCCAAGAUUUCUUGCGAAUUCUUCAAGAAAAUUGUAGUGAUAAUAAAAGUGGAUCUAGUUCUAAUGGUAGUUGUAAUAACAAAAAUCAGGAAGCAUGUGAAAAAAAUUUAGAAAAAGUACUUGCAUCUUUAACUAAUUGUUAUAAAUGCGACAAAUGUAAAUCUGAACAAUCAAAAAAAAAUAACAAAAAUUGGAUAUGGAAAAAAUCCUCUGGUAAGGAAGGUGGAUUACAAAAAGAAUAUGCUAAUACAAUAGGUUUACCCCCAAGAACACAAUCCUUAUGUUUAGUAGUGUGUUUAGAUGAAAAAGGAAAAAAAACACAAGAACUUAAGAAUAUUAGGACCAAUUCAGAAUUAUUAAAAGAGUGGAUAAUUGCUGCAUUUCAUGAAGGAAAAAAUUUAAAACCUUCCCAUGAAAAAAAAAAUGAUGACAAUGGAAAAAAAUUAUGCAAAGCUUUAGAAUACAGUUUUGCCGAUUAUGGAGAUUUAAUUAAAGGUACAAGUAUAUGGGAUAAUGAAUAUACAAAAGAUUUGGAACUAAAUUUACAAAAAAUUUUUGGAAAACUUUUUCGUAAAUAUAUAAAAAAGAAUAAUACUGCUGAACAAGAUACUUCAUAUUCUUCUCUUGAUGAAUUAAGAGAAUCAUGGUGGAACACGAACAAAAAAUAUAUUUGGUUAGCAAUGAAACAUGGUGCGGGAAUGAAUAGUACUACGUGUUGUGGUGAUGGUAGUGUCACUGGUAGUGGUAGUAGUUGUGAUGAUAUUCCUACGAUUGAUUUGAUCCCUCAAUAUUUACGGUUUUUGCAAGAAUGGGUAGAACAUUUUUGUAAACAACGUCAAGAAAAAGUAAAACCUGUGAUAGAGAAUUGUAAGUCGUGUAAGGAAAGUGGAGGUACAUGUAACGGUGAGUGUAAAACUGAAUGUAAAAAUAAAUGUGAAGUAUACAAAAAAUUUAUUGAAGACUGUAAGGGUGGUGAUGGUACUGCUGGAUCCUCAUGGGUGAAAAGGUGGGACCAAAUAUAUAAGAGGUAUUCCAAAUAUAUAGAAGACGCGAAACGAAACCGUAAAGCGGGCACAAAAAAUUGUGGCCCAAGUAGUACUACAAAUGCUGCCGAAAAUAAAUGUGUACAAUCAGAUAUCGAUUCGUUUUUCAAACAUUUAAUUGAUAUAGGAUUGACCACACCAUCUUCUUAUUUAUCUAUUGUUCUUGAUGACAACAUAUGUGGCGCGGACAAAGCUCCUUGGACAACAUACACGACAUACACAACAACAGAAAAAUGUAAUAAAGAAACAGAUAAAUCAAAGUUACAACAAUGUAAUACUGCCGUGGUUGUAAAUGUUCCGUCUCCACUGGGUAACACUCCACACGGAUAUAAAUACGCAUGCCAGUGUAAAAUACCAACUAAUGAAGAAACAUGUGAUGAUAGAAAAGAAUAUAUGAAUCAAUGGAGUUGUGGUAGCGCACGAACUAUGAAACGUGGUUAUAAAAAUGACAACUACGAAUUAUGUAAAUAUAAUGGUGUAGAUGUAAAACCGACAACAGUUAGAUCAAAUAGCUCUAAAUUAGAUGACAAGGAUGUGACGUUCUUUAAUUUGUUUGAACAGUGGAACAAAGAAAUACAAUAUCAGAUAGAGCAGUAUAUGACAAAUACAAAAAUAUCGUGCAAUAACGAGAAAAACGUAUUGAGUAGGGUGUCAGACGAAGCUGCGCAACCAAAAUUUAGUGACAAUGAAAGAGAUAGAAAUAGCAUUACCCAUGAGGAUAAGAAUUGCAAAGAAAAAUGUAAAUGUUACAGUUUAUGGAUAGAAAAAAUUAAUGAUCAGUGGGAUAAACAGAAAGACAAUUAUAAUAAAUUUCAAAGAAAACAAAUAUAUGAUGCAAAUAAAGGUUCUCAGAAUAAAAAAGUUGUUAGUUUAUCUAAUUUUUUGUUUUUUUCAUGUUGGGAAGAAUAUAUACAAAAAUAUUUCAAUGGCGAUUGGAGUAAAAUUAAGAAUAUAGGAUCUGAUACGUUUGAGUUUCUAAUAAAAAAAUGUGGAAACGAUUCAGGUGAUGGAGAAACAAUAUUUAGUGAAAAAUUGAAUAAUGCAGAAAAAAAAUGUAAGGAAAAUGAAAGUACCAAUAAUAAAAUGAAAUCAAGUGAAACAUCAUGUGACUGUAGUGAACCUAUUUAUAUUCGUGGGUGUCAACCAAAAAUUUAUGAUGGAAAAAUAUUUCCAGGUAAAGGAGGCGAGAAACAAUGGAUAUGUAAAGAUACUAUAAUACAUGGAGAUACAAAUGGUGCCUGUAUCCCUCCAAGAACACAAAAUUUAUGUGUUGGAGAGUUAUGGGAUAAACGUUAUGGUGGAAGGAGUAAUAUUAAAAAUGAUACAAAGGAAUCAUUAAAACAGAAAAUAAAAAAUGCUAUACAAAAAGAAACGGAAUUGUUGUAUGAAUACCACGAUAAAGGUACAGCAAUUAUAUCACGAAAUCCUAUGAAAGGACAAAAAGAAAAAGAAGAAAAAAACAAUGAUUCUAAUGGAUUACCAAAAGGUUUUUGUCAUGCUGUUCAAAGAAGUUUUAUUGAUUAUAAGAAUAUGAUUUUGGGUACCAGUGUAAAUAUAUAUGAGUACAUUGGAAAAUUACAAGAAGAUAUAAAAAAAAUUAUCGAAAAAGGAACAACUAAACAAAACGGAAAAACAGUUGGUAGUGGUGCAGAAAACGUAAAUGCUUGGUGGAAAGGAAUUGAGGGGGAAAUGUGGGAUGCAGUAAGAUGUGCUAUAACAAAAAUAAAUAAAAAACAAAAGAAGAAUGGUACAUUUAGUAUCGAUGAAUGUGGAAUAUUCCCCCCAACAGGAAAUGAUGAGGAUCAGUCCGUUUCGUGGUUUAAAGAAUGGAGCGAACAGUUUUGUAUAGAACGAUUACAAUAUGAAAAAAAUAUACGUGACGCAUGCACUAAUAAUGGUCAAGGAGAUAAAAUACAAGGAGAUUGUAAAAGAAAAUGUGAAGAAUAUAAAAAAUAUAUUUCUGAAAAAAAACAAGAAUGGGACAAACAAAAAACAAAAUAUGAAAAUAAAUAUGUAGGAAAAUCUGCGAGUGAUUUAUUGAAAGAAAAUUAUCCUGAAUGUAUAUCAGCAAAUUUUGAUUUUAUAUUUAACGAUAAUAUUGAAUAUAAAACAUAUUAUCCAUAUGGAGAUUAUAGCAGUAUAUGUUCGUGCGAACAAGUAAAAUAUUAUGAAUAUAAUAAUGCUGAGAAAAAAAAUAAUAAAUCUCUUUGUCAUGAAAAAGGUAAUGAUAGGACAUGGAGUAAAAAAUAUAUAAAAAAAUUGGAAAAUGGUCGAACAUUAGAGGGUGUAUACGUCCCCCCAAGACGGCAACAAUUAUGUCUUUAUGAACUAUUUCCAAUAAUUAUAAAAAACAAAAAUGAUAUUACAAACGCAAAAAAAGAAUUAUUGGAAACAUUACAAAUAGUUGCAGAGCGAGAAGCAUAUUAUUUAUGGAAACAGUAUCAUGCACAUAAUGAUACAACUUAUCUUGCACAUAAGAAAGCUUGUUGUGCUAUUCGUGGAAGUUUUUAUGAUUUGGAAGAUAUUAUUAAAGGCAACGAUUUAGUGCAUGACGAAUACACGAAAUAUAUAGACAGUAAAUUAAACGAAAUUUUCGAUAGUAGCAAUAAAAAUGAUAUAGAGACAAAACGUGCGCGUACAGAUUGGUGGGAAAACGAAGCAAUUGCUGUUCCUAACAUAACAGGUGCAAAUAAAAGUGAUCCUAAAACAAUUAGGCAGCUAGUAUGGGAUGCUAUGCAAUCUGGAGUAAGAAAGGCCAUCGAUGAAGAAAAGGAAAAAAAAAAACCGAAUGAAAAUUUUCCUCCAUGUAUGGGAGUUCAACAUAUAGGAAUAGCCAAACCUCAAUUUAUAAGAUGGUUGGAAGAAUGGACAAAUGAGUUUUGCGAGAAAUAUACAAAAUAUUUCGAAGAUAUGAAAUCCAAUUGUAAUCUCAGAAAAGGUGCUGAUGAUUGUGAUGAUAAUAGUAAUAUCGAAUGUAAAAAAGCAUGUGCAAAUUAUACGAAUUGGUUAAAUCCAAAAAGGAUAGAAUGGAAUGGAAUGAGCAAUUAUUAUAAUAAAAUAUACCGUAAAAGUAACAAAGAAUCGGAAGAUGGAAAAGAUUAUUCAAUGAUUAUGGAACCUACAGUCAUUGACUAUUUGAACAAAAGAUGCAAUGGCGAAAUUAAUGGGAACUACAUUUGUUGUAGUUGUAAAAAUAUAGGUGAAAAUAGCACUUCAGGUACAGUUAAUAAAAAACUACAAAAAAAGGAAACACAAUGUGAAGACAAUAAAGGACCUCUAGAUUUAAUGAACAAGGUAUUAAAUAAAAUGGACCCAAAAUAUAGCGAGCACAAGAUGAAGUGCACAGAAGUUUACUUGGAACAUGUUGAAGAACAAUUAAAAGAAAUUGACAAUGCAAUAAAAGAUUACAAAUUAUAUCCUUUAGAUAGAUGUUUUGACGACAAGAGCAAGAUGAAGGUGUGUGAUUUAAUUGGAGAUGCUAUAGGAUGUAAACAUAAGACAAAACUGGAUGAACUUGAUGAAUGGAAUGAUGUGGAUAUGCGAGAUCCUUACAAUAAGUAUAAAGGUGUUUUAAUUCCUCCUAGACGUAGACAAUUGUGUUUCUCAAGGAUUGUGAGAGGUCCCGCAAAUUUAAGAAACUUAAAGGAAUUUAAAGAAGAAAUUUUAAAAGGAGCCCAAUCGGAAGGUAAGUUUUUGGGUAAUUAUUAUAACGAAGAUAAAGAUAAAGAAAAGGCGCUAGAAGCUAUGAAAAACAGUUUUUACGAUUAUGAAUAUAUAAUAAAAGGUAGUGAUAUGUUAACAAAUAUACAAUUCAAGGAUAUUAAAAGGAAAUUAGACAGAUUACUAGAAAAAGAGACUAAUAAUACCGAAAAAGUUGACGAUUGGUGGGAAACAAAUAAGAAAUCUAUAUGGAAUGCUAUGUUAUGUGGGUACAAGAAAUCUGGGAAUAAAAUAAUAGAUCCAUCAUGGUGUACCAUACCUACUACAGAAACCCCUCCGCAAUUUUUACGAUGGAUAAAAGAAUGGGGAACAAACGUGUGUAUACAAAAAGAAGAGCAUAAAGAAUACGUUAAAUCAAAAUGUUCUAAUGUUACUAAUUUAGGGGCACAAGAAUCGGAAUCAAAAAAUUGUACAUCAGAAAUUAAAAAAUAUCAAGAAUGGAGCAGGAAAAGGUCUAUUCAGUGGGAAGCUAUAUCCGAAGGUUAUAAAAAAUAUAAGGGUAUGGAUGAAUUUAAAAAUACAUUUAAAAAUAUAAAGGAACCGGAUGCUAAUGAACCGAAUGCUAAUGAAUAUUUGAAGAAACAUUGUUCUAAAUGUCCGUGUGGAUUUAAUGAUAUGCAAGAAAUAACUAAAUAUACAAACAUCGGAAAUGAAGCAUUUAAGCAAAUAAAAGAACAAGUUGAUAUUCCAGCUGAACUUGAAGAUGUUAUUUACCGUCUAAAACAUCAUGAGUAUGAUAAAGGUAAUGAUUAUAUUUGUAAUAAAUAUAAAAAUAUAAACGUUAAUAUGAAAAAAAAUAAUGAUGAUACUUGGACUGAUUUGGUUAAAAAUUCUUCGGACAUUAAUAAAGGUGUGCUAUUACCUCCACGAAGAAAAAAUUUGUUUCUAAAAAUUGAUGAAUCAGAUAUAUGUAAAUAUAAAAGAGAUCCUAAAUUGUUUAAAGAUUUCAUUUAUUCGUCGGCAAUUUCUGAAGUUGAAAGGUUAAAAAAAGUAUAUGGUGAGGCUAAAACGAAAGUUGUUCAUGCAAUGAAAUAUAGUUUUGCCGAUAUAGGAAGUAUUAUCAAAGGCGAUGAUAUGAUGGAAAACAAUUCGUCUGAUAAGAUAGGUAAAAUUUUGGGAGAUGGAGUCGGACAAAAUGAAAAACGUAAAAAAUGGUGGGACAUGAAUAAAUAUCACAUAUGGGAAUCUAUGUUAUGUGGAUACAAACAUGCCUACGGAAAUAUUUCAGAAAAUGAUAGAAAAAUGCUUGAUAUACCUAAUAAUGAUGACGAACAUCAAUUUCUUCGAUGGUUUCAAGAAUGGACUGAAAAUUUCUGUACAAAAAGAAAUGAAUUGUAUGAAAAUAUGGUCACUGCAUGCAAUUCUGCGAAAUGCAAUACAUCUAAUGGAUCUGUUGAUAAAAAAGAAUGCACUGAAGCAUGUAAAAAUUAUAGUAAUUUUAUUUUAAUAAAAAAAAAGGAGUAUCAGUCACUAAAUAGUCAAUACGAUAUGAAUUAUAAAGAAACCAAAGCAGAAAAAAAAGAAUCCCCAGAAUAUUUCAAAGAUAAAUGUAAUGGUGAAUGUAGUUGUCUCUCUGAAUAUUUUAAGGAUGAAACAAGAUGGAAAAAUCCUUAUGAAACUCUGGAUGACACAGAAGUUAAAAAUAAUUGUAUGUGCAAACCUCCCCCCCCAGCUAGUAAUAAUACCAGUGACAUUCUGCAAAAAACCAUUCCUUUUGGUAUUGCGUUGGCGUUAGGAUCAAUUGCUUUUUUAUUCAUGAAGAAAAAACCCAAAACACCUGUGGACCUUUUACGUGUACUUGAUAUACCUAAAGGCGAUUAUGGAAUACCCACCCCCAAAUCAUCCAAUAGAUAUAUCCCCUAUGCAAGUGAUCGAUAUAAAGGCAAAACAUAUAUUUAUAUGGAAGGAGAUACUAGUGGAGAUGACGAUAAAUAUAUUUGGGACUUAUCUUCCUCUGAUAUAACUUCCUCCGAAAGUGAGUAUGAAGAAGUGGAUAUCAAUGAUAUAUAUGUACCAAGUUUUCCCAAAUAUAAAACGUUCAUUGAAUUAGUACUAGAACCUUCCAAAAGGGAUACAUUUAAUACAUCAAGUGGUGACACAUUCACCAAUAAACUUACGGAUGAUGAAUGGAACCAAUUGAAACAGGAUUUUAUUGAACAAUAUUUACAAAACAUACAAAAGGAUUUUAUUUUACAUGAUAGUAUGGAUGAAAAACCUUUUAUUACUCAAAUCCAGGAUAGAUUUCUUGAUAGUAGUCAUGAAGAAGUUACUUAUAAUAUUGAUUGGAAUGUUCCUGAAAAUAUUAAUAGGAUUACUAAUAACAUGGACGAUCCAAAAUACUGCUCAAAUAAUAUGUAUACUGGUACCGAUUUAAUUAAUGAUUCAUUAAAUGGUAACCAAUAUAUUGAUAUAUAUGAUGAGAUGCUGAAACGAAAAGAAAACGAAUUAUUUGGAACAUAUCAUACAAAAUAUACAACCUUUAACAGUGUUUCUAAACAAACACCUAGUGACCCGAUAAUUAACCAACUAGAUUUAUAUCAUAAAUGGAUAGACAAACAUAGAGAUAUUUGCGAACAGUGGAAAACCAAAGAGGAUAUGUUAUAUAAAUUGAAUGAAGUGUGGAAUAUGGAACGUAAGGAAUAUCUAUUGGAUAUACAACCAUCAACUCUGGAUGAUAUUCAUAAAAUUAAUGAUGAAACAUAUAAUAUUAUUAGUACAAAUAAUAUAUAUGAUCAUCCCUCACAGGAAACCCCCCUCCAACUACUUGGAUCAACAAAUAUUAUACCCAGUUAUAUUACCACGGAACAAAAUAAUGGAUUGCGCACAAAUAUAUCUAUGGAUACAUAUAUUGAUGAAACAAAUAAUAAUAAUGUGGUAGCCACUAGUAUAAUAGGUGACGAUCAGAUGGAAAAUUCGUACAAUUGUUGA
Messenger RNA from Plasmodium falciparum 3D7, 9171 nucleotides. It is a transcript of the gene VAR2CSA, whose product is annotated as erythrocyte membrane protein 1, PfEMP1. Gene Ontology annotation, cellular component: membrane. The record is from RefSeq and is a predicted model, not a curated record. Gene Ontology annotation, molecular function: host cell surface receptor binding. Lineage: Eukaryota; Apicomplexa; Aconoidasida; Haemosporida; Plasmodiidae.